CUUUCUUGUCCUUUCCUCCGGUGGAUCUCACCCCUCCUCCCGGGCUGACGUAGUGAGGAUCCUCCGCUGCCCACGGGUGUGGGCGACCAACCUACCAAGAGUAUAAACAGCUUCGCGGGACUCCGGAUCAUCACUGCUUGAAGCCGCAGCGACACGGUCACCAGAGCUGAACCUCAGCAGAGAUAGCAGCAAGCAGGCACUUCUACGCCGCUCAGGCUAACUCGCUUUCGGCUUUGGUUCGAGAUGGAGACUCGUCGGUCCUUGAAGGGCUCCAGCGCCCACAAUGUUAAGAGUGGACUGUGUCUUUGGCUGAUUCUAUGGCUGGUGGUGGUGAAGCCGGGCGGGGUGGGUGCAUGCCCCAGACUGUGUGUGUGUUACCCUACGCCCAUGACGGUCAGCUGCCAGUCCCAGAAUCUCACCAUAGUGCCGGCUGGUGUACCGUACGACUCUCAGCGUGUUUUCCUGCAGAACAACCGCAUCACUGAGCUUCGCGCAGACUCUUUUGGUUUUGAGACACAGGUGCUUUGGCUGUAUGCUAACAACAUCACAUGGAUCGAGGCUGGAGCUUUCAGUAACCUCAGGGUUCUGGAGGAGCUGGAUCUGGGUGAUAACCCACUGCAGCGCUUGGAAGGUGGAGCAUUCAGGGGCUUGGAGAAGCUGCAGAGCUUGCACAUGCAUCGCUGCAAGUUGGCCGCUCUCCCCCAUGACCUCUUCCACAAGUUGUACAGCCUGCAGUUCCUCUACUUGCAGGAGAAUCAGCUCCACUUUCUGCAGGAUGAUCUGUUCUCAGAUCUGGUCAACCUCACCCAUCUCUUCCUGCAUGGCAACCGCAUCCGUGCCCUGUCUGAGAAUGUGUUCAGAGGCCUGGUCAACCUGGACCGUCUCCUUGUCCAUGACAACCGCAUCAGACAGGUCAACCGUCGGGCUUUCCGUGACCUUGGCCGUCUGACUAUCCUCUACCUGUUCAACAACUCCCUGGCCGAACUGCCAGGCCAGGCCAUGAGAGAUGCCCAAGGUAUCCAGUUCCUCCGCCUCAAUGGUAACCCCUGGUCCUGCGGCUGUGAGGCUCGCCCCCUGUGGGAGUGGUUCCGCAAGGCCCGCAUCUCCUCCUCUGAUCUUAUGUGCACCUCCCCAUCCCAACGUCGUGGCCAGGACCUCAGAUUUCUUCGCGAGCUGGACUUCGCCCUCUGCCCUCUGCCUGACCCUGGCUCUCUGGCUGGAAGCACCACAACAACCUUCAGCACCAAGACCCGCUGGUGGUUCUCCAAGAAUAAACCUGCAACUUCAUCCAAGGCAUCGUACCAGAAGAGCUCAGACACAGUGAAGGCCUUCCCUUUCUCUGCCGUCAAGCCUCAAUACCUCCCCAAAACCCCUUCUGAAACCAUCUCCUCCAAGUAUGAACUGUCAGAGGAUGAGGUGGCGCUCCCCAAGCUGGACCAAGAAGAGUACUGGGCCAAUUAUGGUAACGAAGAUGCCUCCAUCCGCUGCUUCGAGCUGGAGUGCCCCCCAGGUUAUGAUACCUCAGCCUUCCCUUCAUCUUCCUCCUUACCCAGCACCUCAUCUCUCCUCCACCUCCUCUCCCUCUCUAUAGUAACAUUCUCCAUCCAUUUCCUUUUUGGCUGAACUCUCCUCUCCUCCACACCCCUUUUUCUCCUCAGAUUUCUCCCCCUGCUCUUUCCAACUCUAACAAAAACCUGGAUCUUGAUUCCUUUCAGUUGCCUCCUCAACUUGCAGGGGGUACCACACUGACACAAGAGACAGGCAAGGCAGCAGGGAGCUGUUUUAAAGAGCAGAUAUCAGUUGAUGUGGCGCAGGACAAGAUUUCAGUGUUGAAGUAGCUGCUGCUAAAUAGUACAGGCUUUAAAAAGCCUCUGAAGGUACAAAGGCAGAAAACUACAACAGCAUCAUGAAAUGAUAGAAACACAACACAACUCACAGACAGCUGGUGGCGUCUCCAGGUGUGUUUUUUUUAAAUAUAUAUAUAUCACAGCUGUUAACAAUGCAGGCGUUGUUACUCAUCUACAGCUAUUUUCUAGAUCAACCAGUGCUCACCAUCCAAUCACCACUGACAUUAUCCAUCACUCAUUUAUUUAUUUAUUUUACAAAGUUGUGAUUAAUUAAUGACAGGUGGCACUACCAGAAGCAGGAGAAAGACAUAGAUUAACAAAGAUGAUGAGAGGACAUUAAGGAAAAGUAAAGAAUCACAUGGAGUGAGAUUUAGAUAUUCAUCUCAAGGCAGAAAAAGAUGAGAGCAUCAUUAGAGCUGCCGCCCAGAGCGACUCUCCUUCCUCCUCCAGAUUCAAAAUCUUGCCAGAAAACCACCACCCACACUUGUACAUACCACACAUCAACACUGUACAUACACUCCUUGAAACAAAAUACACUCUGUAUUUUAGACUAGGUGGAUUUUUACUUUUUAUUUAAGUACCAGCUUGUGGUGAUAGAAGAGAUUCUUAGAUUGUGAAUGGAAGGCAAACAAAUGUAACAGGCCCUUUAUGUUUUCCAGUCUUGUCUCUUCCUUGCUCAGACAACCAACAACAAAAAAAUCUGGGAAAUAGAUGACUACAAAUGUAUUUUUGAUUUUUAUGUGUGUGAUUCAGUUUUUGUUGUGCGAGUGGGAUUAGACCAUUAUAGAUCAAUAACCAAAGUCCUGAGACCAGUUUCAUGAGGUCUCUUCUUAAAAUGAGUGCCUGUGUGCAUGUGCCUCUUUUUUUGUGUCUGUCUGUUUGUUAGUCUGGAUGUCCAAACUGAUCCAGGACAAGGUAAAAACAACACCGGGGUUGAAUCCUACACAGCUCUUUGUGUAGUUUGAAGUCUCAGGUCUCUGUCCUGUUGGCUCCUGUUACAUUACACUUUAACCUGCAAUUUGUCCACAUCAGUGUGGCUGUGCACAGAUAAACUCACGUGCACCCAUAACUGUAUAGUUUCAGAAACAUGUCAGAAUCUGUUAAUGUUUUGUUGUUUUACUACUUUAUGAACAAUUUUAGUAAAUCAGAGGAUUUCAUCUGAUUUCAGUGACAUAUAUCUGUAUUUUAUGGCACUACAGGUCGCAAUCAAGCUGUCAGAAAACCCAGCCCUCCCAUAUUAAAGCUGUACUUUACUAUUUAACCUUUCUAACUCUGUGUGUUUGAGAUGAGUAUUCACUCUGCAGUCUGUUCAACACAAUACAAAUCCAACCUCUUUGUUAUCUGCAUUAUUCGUGAUGGUCUUGUGGUCCUAUAUGGUCCAUGUUGUACAAAUCAACCCGAACUAUAACUGUGAGUUUCUGCAUAGAACAUGAAAGAUACUGUGAUGCUAUUAGAUUUUUCAAUGGAAAAAAAAUGUUGAGAAAGUGUUUUGCUU
This is a messenger RNA of Larimichthys crocea (large yellow croaker), 3342 nucleotides long. RefSeq names its product reticulon 4 receptor-like 2b (gene rtn4rl2b). Gene Ontology annotation, molecular function: protein binding. The record is from RefSeq and is a predicted model, not a curated record. The transcript is spliced from 4 exons. Bases 244 to 1623 code for a protein of 459 amino acids. Gene Ontology annotation, cellular component: plasma membrane. Lineage: Eukaryota; Metazoa; Chordata; Actinopteri; Sciaenidae.